Molecule: messenger RNA, 1383 nt
Organism: Protopterus annectens (West African lungfish)
Lineage: Eukaryota; Metazoa; Chordata; Ceratodontiformes; Protopteridae
Product: histidine-rich glycoprotein-like
Exons: 1
Coding region: 1-1383 (460 amino acids)
Source: RefSeq, a predicted model, not a curated record
AUGGAGGAGAUGUUUGUAGCCAGAAUGGUAGGAGCCACGUCUCUAGUGGAAAGGGCUUUGACCACAAUUUCCACAAGGUGGAAGUUUUUCUAUUGGCAAAAGACAAUUGCGUUAAUAAUUAACUCUGACAGGGUUUGCAUUGCAAAUGCAAACAAUUCCUUCUCUGGAGUAAAUAAGACAAAUAAUGUUGCAGUUGAAACUUUUGCACUCCUUUCAAAUAAAACCAGAGAUGUCAGUGCACAUCCACAUGAUGAUAGUGCACAUCCAUGUGAUGACAGUGUACAUCCAACUGAUGAUAAUGCACAUCCACGUCAUGACAGUGCACAUCCACAUGAUGAUAAUGCACAUCCACAUGAUGACAGUGCACAUCCACAUGAUGAUAAUACACACCCACAUGAUGACAGUGCACAUCCACAUGAUGAUAAUGCAUAUCCACGUGAUGACAGUGCACAUCCACAUGAUGACAGUGUAUAUACACAUGAAGAUGCACAUCCACGGGAUGACAGUGCACAUCCACAUGAUGAAGAUGCAUAUCCACGUGAUGACAGUGCACAUCCACAUGAUGAUGAUGCAUAUACACGUGAUGACAGUGCACAUCCACAUAAUGAAGAUGCACAUCCACAUGAUGACAGUGCACAUCCACAUGAUGACAGUGCAUAUCCCCAUGAUGAAGAUGAACAUCCACAUGAUGACAGUGCACACCCACAUGAUGAAGAUGCACAUCCACAUGAUGACAGUGCACAUCCAUAUGAUGAUGAUGCCCAUCCACGUGAUGACAGUGCACAUAGACAUGAUGAUAAUGCACAUCCACGUGAUGACAGAGCACACACACAUGAUGACAAUACACAUCGAUAUGAUGACAGUGCACAUCCACGUGAUGAAAAUGCAUAUCUACGUGAUGACAGUGCACAUCUACAUGAUGACAGUGCAUAUCCACAUGAAGAUGCACAUCCAUGUGAUGACAGUGCACAUCUACAUGAUGAAGAUGCACAUCCUUGUGAUGAAAGUGCACAUCCACAUGAUAAUGAUGCAUAUCCAUGUGAUGACAGUGCACAUCCACAUAACGAAGAUGCACAUCCACAUGAUGACAGUGCACAUCCACAUGAUGACAGUGUAUAUCCCCAUGACAAAGAUGAACAUCCACGUGAUGACAGUGCACACCCACAUGAUGAAGAUGCACAUCCACAUGAUAACAGUGCACAUCCAUAUGAUGAUGAUGCACAUUCACGUGAUGACAGUGCACAUAGACAUGAUGAUAAUGCACAUCCACGUGAUGACAGUGCACAUACACAUGAUGAUAAUGCACAUCGACAUGAUGAUGGUGCACAUCCACAUGAUGAUAAUGCAUAUACACGUGAUGACAGUGCACAUCCAUCCACAUGA